UCCCAGCUCCAAAGGCAACCCACAGCUCAGUGAUGUUGAGGGAUUGGGCUGCUGUGACUGCCAGUACUACCACAUCCGUGUCAACUGUGCGUAUUGACACCUUGCUAUACCCUUCCUUCACAGCAUCUCCUAGGUGCAGUAGGAUGUGGUUAUCCUCCUCAUGUGUGCAUGGUGCAAAUACUGAUUAUUUGUUUGCCAGUGUUGAGGGCUGUCACACUGGUUGCCAGGAAGGAGAACAGUUCAGCCUUCUUGUCUUCAAUGCGCAGAAACUCUGGCCAGUUUCCAGGAAUGACACUGGAUGGCUCAACGUGUCUAUGAACUCCCUUCCCUCUCUUGCUGCGUGUUUCAGCCUUCAGACUUUCGGGGAAAUAUUCAUCCCACACGACAUCGACUCUGCUAACAUGCUCCAGCUGAGAGCAUGUCAGUAUGUGGAGGCCUCAAACUCUCCAACCACACGUGCCAUCUCGGGGCCAGACAGCAUCCAUCGUCGCAGAGCUGCAGGGUUCUCUGUCAGGCCUACAGCAUCACUAUCACCUUUCACGGAGGCAUUGUUCUGCUCGUGGGCUUGGUCAAUGGCAAUAGCAGAGAAGCUGCAUGUCGUCUUCUUCACAGCCUUUCCUUUCAGAAACUGCCCAUGGACAUCAGGAUGGUUAUCUUUUAGCACAAUCAUGUCACGCAAGUGGACUGGUGUCCAUCCGGCAUAGUGGGUGUGUCCCA
Messenger RNA from Trematomus bernacchii (emerald rockcod), 717 nucleotides. RefSeq lists its product as uncharacterized. Bases 33 to 704 code for a protein of 223 amino acids. The transcript is spliced from 2 exons. The record is from RefSeq and is a predicted model, not a curated record. NCBI's taxonomy places the organism in Eukaryota, Metazoa, Chordata, Actinopteri, Perciformes, Nototheniidae.